AAGGUAAAGCAGCAAAGAGGAUCCGGAUCCAUAUAUCUUCCCUACUUACACACCCGCGUAGAAGAACUAAUAUACUUUUCAUUAGCUCAAGCACUGCCUUUCAUUGUGCUUAAUUAAAAGGCAAACCUUUGUACAUGUGCGUUGUUUUGAAACAUCUCAUCACCACACUAAUUAUCUCACACUCAAAGCUAUAGACCAAAUUAAAAUGAAAGGAAACAACCCCUAUUUGGUUGUGAUUCUCAUACAAACCAUAUAUGCUGCUAUGAUUCUUCUCUCAAAAGUGGCAUUCGAUCAUGGCAUGGACAGUUUUAUCUUCGUCUUCUAUAGACAGGCAGCAGCAACCCUCUUUUUGACCCCUUUCACUUUCUUCUUCGAAUGGAAAACUGCACCACCUAUGCCUUUUUGGACCUUCUGCAAGAUUUUUUUCAUUUCUUUAUUUGGGAUUACUUUAACCUUGGAAAUAUAUGGUAUCGCCCUUAUUUACACUUCAGUAACUUUGGCUGCUGCUACUUCAAACUCUCUUCCAGCAAUCACCUUCUUCUUGGCACUCCUACUAAGGAUUGAGAGUUUGAAAAUAAAGACGACCCCUGGGAUUGUUAAGUUGAUAGGCAUUGUGGCAUGCUUGGCUGGUGCAGCAACCCUUGCCUUUUAUAAAGGUCCUCCUUUGAAAUUUUUAAGCCAUUAUCACCUUUUGGAUUACCAUAAAACCCUACAACAUCAAGGUCGUGCUCCAUCCGGUGCGUGGAUAAAGGGUUGCUUCCUCAUGAUCCUCUCCAACACGUGUUUCGGGCUAUGGUUUGUACUACAGGCUUUUAUUAUAAAAGUAUACCCUUCAAAGCUGCUCUUCACAACUAUUCAGUGUUUCUUAAGCUCAAUUCAGUCUUUGGUCAUUGCCUUGGCAGUAGAAAGGGACAUUGAGCAAUGGAAGUUAGGUUGGAAUGCCAGGCUCCUCGCCGUAUUAUAUUGUGGAAUUAUGGUCACGGGCGUAACAUACUACUUACAAACAUGGGUUAUAGAGAAGAAAGGACCCGUGUUUCUAGCCAUGUCAACUCCACUGGUUCUUAUUAUUACAACCUUCGCUUCUGCAACCAUCUUGGGUGAGAUUAUCAGUUUGGGAAGUCUUCUCGGAGGAUUCAUAUUGAUUCUAGGAUUGUACAGCGUAUUGUGGGGAAAGAGCAAAGAGCAUCACAUGCCAAAAGUCUCACUAGACGUGGAGCAAACAUCGAGUAAUUAAAUGAGAAUCAUGAGAUUGCAAUUGUGAUGAUAUGCGGAGAACCACGGAAGAAAGGGAUGGAUAUAUACUUUGGAGUGAUGCAAAAAAUUUGCUAGCAACUAAUAUAUCAUAGCAUUAAAGCGCUUAAAGCCUACAGAGAUUUGCCAAAGACAAAAUGUAAAUGUAAAUGCUUGACUGACCCCUUUUUUUUUUGGCGAAAACAAGGGGUCAAUUAUCUUUCCAUCACAAUAUAUAUAUAUAUGAUAAAUCAAGCUAAAAUACUAGAGAA
Molecule: messenger RNA, 1502 nt
Organism: Glycine soja
Lineage: Eukaryota; Viridiplantae; Streptophyta; Magnoliopsida; Fabales; Fabaceae
Product: WAT1-related protein At5g64700-like
Exons: 7
Coding region: 206-1234 (342 amino acids)
Cellular component (GO): plasma membrane
Molecular function (GO): transmembrane transporter activity
Source: RefSeq, a predicted model, not a curated record